AUGGGGGGUCUGAGACUCCAGAAAUGUGAGAUAUCAGGCCCUUCCCUCCGAUUGCCCUCUUCAUCAAUUUCGCCCAUAGGGGGGUUCAAAAAGGUCGGGAAAGGUAUUCGAGACUAUGAUGAGAUUGCUCUGAGUCUCAAGCUUGAAUCGUCCUGCUCUGAUACCAUCUUGACGAUGGUGACGGUAGAGGAGGAAAACACGCUGGUGAUAAAGAGCAACGGGAAGAGGAAGACAAAGGAAGGGGAGGAGGAAGGUUGCAAGUAUAUACGGCUAGAGAGGAGGCCGCCGCAGAAGCUUACUAGGAAGUUCCGGCUGCCGGAUAACUGCAACGUGUCGGCGAUCAGCGCAAAGUGCGAGAACGGAGUGCUGACGGUGGUGGUGGAGAAGCUGCCGCCGCUGCCGAAAUCUAAGUCAAUCGAGGUCGCCAUAUCUUGA
This is a messenger RNA of Salvia splendens (bonfire salvia), 435 nucleotides long. Its product is annotated as 17.4 kDa class III heat shock protein-like. The record is from RefSeq and is a predicted model, not a curated record. The coding region runs from base 1 to 435 and encodes 144 amino acids. NCBI's taxonomy places the organism in Eukaryota, Viridiplantae, Streptophyta, Magnoliopsida, Lamiales, Lamiaceae. The transcript has 3 exons.